Molecule: messenger RNA, 865 nt
Organism: Solanum tuberosum (potato)
Lineage: Eukaryota; Viridiplantae; Streptophyta; Magnoliopsida; Solanales; Solanaceae
Exons: 2
Coding region: 183-743 (186 amino acids)
Source: RefSeq, a predicted model, not a curated record
GAAUUGACAGGUUGCUUAUCUCACCUGAAUGGAGUGAAAUGUUCAAUGCUAUCAAACAGUUCCCACUGCCUAGAGUGUUCUCUGACCACAAGCCCAUCGUCUUGGAAAGUGGGGAUUGGGAUGCUUCACCCUCUUACUUUAAAUUUGAGAAUAUGUGGCUAUAGUCAAAUGGUUUCCUAGAUAUGGUAAGAGAUUGGUGGAACUCUUACAUUGUUAUGGGCACUCCUGAUUUUGUCCUGAUCCAGAAGCUAAGGCACUUAAAGAAGGAUAUUACAAAAUGGAACAAAGAAGUUUUCGGUAAGCUUGAUACUCAAAGACACAAAUCUCUCAUGGAACUUGGAAAGUUGGAUCAAAUUGUUGAGCAAAGACCUUACACUACUGAGGAGAAUUUGAAGUUGCUUGAUUUGAAAAUUGAGAUUCAGCAGAUUGCCAUCGCUGAAGAGAUCUCAUGGAGGCAAAAAUCUAGGUGUUUAUGGCUGAAAGAAGGUGAUAAAAACACUAAAUUCUUCCAAAGAAUGGCCAACUCUCACCGAAGGAGUAACUGCAUUGAUAAAUUGAGAAUUGGGGAUGUUCUAAUCAAAGACAAGGGGCUGAUUAAGGAAGGUAUUCUAGAUUAUUACCAAAAGCUAUUUCAGGAGGAAGAGACAUGGAGACCUACAACUGUUUUUGAGGGACUCUCCACUAUCAGUGCUAUAGAAAAAGAGGAGCUUGAGCUUCCUUUCAAUGAGCAGGAAGUGUCAUAAGCCCUUAAAUCUUGUGCUCCAGACAAAGCCCCAGGCCUGAUGGCUUCACCAUGGCCUUCUUUCAGAGAUCAUGGAGCUUCAUCAAAUCUGACCUAAUGGGAGCACUAAACUUCUUCCAUCAG